Messenger RNA from Monopterus albus (swamp eel), 1070 nucleotides. RefSeq names its product SUZ domain-containing protein 1-like. The record is from RefSeq and is a predicted model, not a curated record. The transcript has 4 exons. The coding region runs from base 421 to 903 and encodes 160 amino acids. Lineage: Eukaryota; Metazoa; Chordata; Actinopteri; Synbranchiformes; Synbranchidae.
ACGUUAUCACGUCAUUUCCCUUUUUGCGUUGUAACGGUUAGCGUUAAAAGUUUGAAGACAUUUUUAGGCCAAGUUUUAAUUACUAUAUAUACUUGGAGAUAUAAAAAGACUAUGUUUGGUCACAGUUUUUCUGUCUGAGCGGCGGUGGACGACCUUAGCGCCGGCUGAUUUACCGGACCGGAGUGGACGUGACGCUAGAUUUAAAGUGGCAGGCAGUAGGUGAGAGCACUAAGCUUACAGGCUAACACGCGGCCAAGGAAAGGUUUGUGAAUCUGUUAAUUCAGACUUCAUGUGAGCACUAAAAUACCUGAAACUGAGCUUCCUAGUGUAAACGUUAACCACAGUCUAAUGCCCUAUCCGUGGACGGCAUGUAGUUAGCCGGUGAAGCCGAGAAGGAAACCGCCAGCAGUCCUGCUAAACAUGGAGGAUGAAGAGGUUGCUGAGAGCUGGGAAGAGGCAGCGGACAGCGGGGAAAUAGAGAGAAGACUAGAGGCCAAACUGAAAAUAAAUCAGGAGGCAAAGAAGCUCAGCUUGGGUUUGGGUGGGUCACCUGUGCGAACUGCUAUUGUAAUCCAGGAUGAUUCUCUGCCUGCAGCACCGCCAACACAAAUUCGAAUUUUAAAGCGUCCUUCGAAUAAUGGCACCACUGGAAACGCUGCAUCCUCGUCACGUCCCUCUCAGCAGAUGAAAUCUUUGGCCCAGAGGGAGGCUGAGUAUGCAGAAGCCAGGAGGAGGAUUUUGGGUAGCGCUUCUUCAGAUGAAACACCUCAGGACAAUCUAUGCCAGGACAGGCCAGUUCGAAUGAGUGCACAGCAACCAUCAGAACCAGUUCGUCCAAACAAUCAUGUGGUCCGCCAGCCCACUGGCCCAGAUGGCACCUCAGGCUUUCGACUCUGCAGAUAAAGAAAGGGUUGCCUGCUGCAGGGAAACAGCUGCCUCCUCAAGAGGCCUUCAAAGGUGGCAGUUAAAGGGGUUGUGUGUGGUAUGAAGAGCAGAGUGGUGGGAUGACAAACAUUAGAAGUAUGAAGACAUAGCAUGGAUUGAGGUGAACCUCUCCACCCUCUGUCUGC